UGUUGUGGGCUAGUCUUUCUUUCUUUCUUUCUUUGGUUUUUGUGGAUCCCCACCACCACUACCUGUGAGACAGCUGUACAGGGAUCCAACUGCCCUGGGAUGGGAAGCUUCAGAUCAUGCAUAGUUCUCAUUCCUCUCAAGCCACAAAAGAGCGGGCUUGAUUGCAAAACUUCCUGAGAUCAGGUCUCCCGUUUGGUAGGCUUGAGUAUGUGUGCAUGUUUUGGAAUAAGGAAAGCAGUAUUCGCACAAACUGAAGUCUUUAACUGCUGUGCUGUUCACACUGAGGGCUUCUCAUGUUACAGUCUUUUAUUUGAACUAAGAUAACGGAAUACAACAUAUGCAUUAUAGAGUUUCAGGUAUUGUAGUGGGAGUUUUAAUGUAGGAACCUGAAAACAGAGAUCUUUUAUUUGAGAACAGGAGCAAGCUCAGAAUAAACAAAGAUCCACAGAGACAAGGGACACAGCUGUGGCCCUCACACUGGCAAGAGGGUGCUGAGGUACCUGUAGGCUGUACCAGUACACAUUAUAUAUUUUUUUGCAGGAAAACUGAUGCAAGAGUAGUGAUAAAUGACAUGGUUGCAGAUCAAAACUGCAAGUUCACUGUUCCUGUUUUAUCUAACCACAGUCAGUUUAAUUAGAAAAUCUGUGUCUCUUGUUAGGACAGAUCAUGUUGUAAAAGCAUUUUACAGGACCAAGAACAGGUUACAAAGAAAGAGAAAUGAAUUAUAAUAAACUGGCCGCACCAGCGUAUGCAUGUAGAAAUGCAUUUCUCUUUAAAAAACAUGGGGACAGCAAGCUUGAAAGGAUGGGGCUCUUGCUCACAUGUAUUUUAAACGGGGAUGAACAUUUCUGCAUGCAUGUGCCUUUGAUAGCUGGUGUGUGUGCUUCAUAUUUGGCUACCUGACCUUGGAUACAAAAUGUAAUGUGAGGGAAUUAAAAGCAGCUGUACGGGCAUCUUUAAUGGGCGGUAAGACAGUUCGCAGAUAUCCUUCGUCUUGAUCAUGGGAAUGGUACCGGUGCAGCUGCUGUUCUUCCCUUUCUUAGGAUGCCUCUGCCCAUUGCUGAGAAUGUGACUUGUGAUGUAGGAAGCAUAAUUCAAAAAAAAAAAAACUUUGGUGUAUUAUAAUGACUUUUCUGAACAUAAUCUUCUAGGAAAGAUGGAGACAAUAUUGCACUGUUAUUAAGAUGUGUGUGAAUAAUACAGAAGUAAAGCUUGUGCUGGUGUGGAUGCAACCUCACCCCUUUGUAUGCAAGUGUGUGAUGCACAGAGGGUCUGGGUUUUGCAUCUUAACUGCUUCUCCAGCUACCUAAGCCCUCUUCAUACCAGGAAGCAGAGCACUUGGGCAUCCUCCAACCUUUCACUUAGCACAUGCUGAGCAUAAGCAUAGUAUCAACUUCUCCUUUAGGGCUGUUACUGUGUGUGGUAUCCACUCCACUGGCACCUCCUUUACUUCAGGAUACUAUAUUGUAUGCAGUCACUGGAGCAUCACGCCCGUCCCAGCACACCAGGAUGUGGCAGCCAUCCAACAGUUGAGACAAACCUUCAAUGGAGGCAGCAGUGCCAAACCCCUGUAUUCAGCCUCUGGGCUGUUGACACUGAAGGGGCUCUCUGAGGAGGCCCGGCAGGAAGCACCACCCAUGAGCGGCAUGCCCAGAUACUUGGUUUCAUAUCUCUGUCACCCUUCCCCCAGCUCUUUUCAGCUCUGUCAAGCACCACUUGUAAAUUUGUGUGUGUCUUGUGGUUAUGUGCGUUUUGUGUAUAAAUGGGGUGCGGCAAGCUGAGUUGUGGACUUUUGAGGAGAGGGCCUUCAUGAAUUGGCUUCCCAGGACUUGGCCUAUAAGCUUUGAGAAGAGGUGGGAGGGGAAUGUCCAGUGUCUUCAGAAAUUUAUGGCUGUGAGACUAGUGUUGGAAUGGGAAGAUCUGCGCUGUGAGUCAUCACUACUUGUCUGAUAUUACAUGGCAAUGACUGUGUUUACCAUGGCAUGUAUCUGUGGCAGGAAGCCAUGCUCAUUGGCCUGAGCUGAGCCAAGAUGAGCUGGAGUUUCCUGACGCGCCUUCUUGAGGAGAUCAACCAGCAUUCAACCUUUGUGGGGAAAGUGUGGCUCACUGUGCUGAUUGUCUUCCGCAUUGUGCUGACUGCUGUGGGGGGUGAGUCCAUCUACUAUGAUGAGCAGAGCAAGUUUGUGUGCAACACGCAGCAGCCAGGCUGUGAGAACGUCUGCUACGAUUCCUUUGCUCCCCUCUCGCAUGUCCGUUUCUGGAUCUUCCAGAUUAUCAUGAUAGCCACACCUUCCGUAAUGUACCUGGGCUUUGCACUGCACCGACUCUCACGCCGGCCCCCUCAAAGAAAUAGAGCCCCUGUGGUUCGACGCAGUGCAGUCCGUGACUAUGAGGAGAAAGAGGACAAUGGUGAGGAGGACCCCAUGAUUUUUGAGGAGGUGGAACCUGAGAAAGAGGUGAAGGCAGCCGGGGGCCAGAGACACGAUGGCCGUCGGCGCAUCAAGGAUGAUGGGCUGAUGACUGCCUAUGUGCUACAACUGUUGUGUCGUUCUGCAUUUGAGGUGGGCUUUCUGCUAGGGCAGUACGUGCUCUACCACUUUGAAGUGAACCCAUCGUACGUGUGCAGCCGGAGCCCUUGCCCCCACACCGUUGAUUGUUUUGUCUCCCGUCCCACUGAAAAAACAAUCUUCCUCCUCAUUAUGUAUGCUGUGAGUGGCCUAUGUUUGUUUCUCAAUAUCUGUGAGCUGUGCCACCUGGGUGUGGGUGGGAUCCGGGAUGCAUUCCGGGGCACUGACAAAGAUGCCAGUGUUGCUCACAGGCACCACUAUGCCCAGAAAGAUCCAAGUGCACCCCCUACUUACCAUUCCCUCAAGAAGGAGUCAUCAAAGAGCCAGUUAACCAAGGACAAACUGGCCUAUGGUAGAGAGACUUUGGGUGGCAUGGCUACUGAACGCUAUGCUGUUCCGCCGGGCCUCCCGAGCCAUGAACUGGAACGGCUGCGCAAGCACCUUAGGAUGGCACAGGAGCACCUGGAAAUGGCCUUCCACCUCCAGCCACUGGACACUGCCAGCCCCUCGCGUAGCAGCAGCCCUGAGUCAAACGGACUGGCCGCAGAACAGAACCGUCUCAAUUUAGCACACGAGAAGGAAGGAGCAGCGUGCGAGCGAACGACUGGUCUCUGAAUCAGUGGGCCUCACUGGGCAGCUGCACAGAUGACAACAGGAAGCGUCUGUGAGGAAUUGGCAGUGUGAACGUCUGCUCAGAGCCUGAAGUUUGAAAACACCCUGAUGGUGUGGGUGGAGAGACAAGGACGGACUCUUGAUCCUUGCACAGUUGAGGACAAGAGAAGGGGAAAGAUAGGAGCCUUAGCAUCUGCCCUUCUGGGAUUUGGGAGGUUGUUGAGGAACUCCUUCAGAAGCUGAGCUUUGUGUAUGUAUUUGAAUGUGUGCCUUUCUUUAAGGAUCUAAAUGGGAACCUUAUUUUUUUACUUUGUAGAGUAAUACUUUGUAGAGGUGCUAUUUUGCCCCCUUUUCUGCUGGCUGUCUUCCUUUAGGUGGAUUGGUAGGCACAUUGCAGCUUCCCCCCUGCUCCUCUUCGAGGUCUAUUGGAUACAAGGGUGCAGGAGAAAACAAGAGAUGCCCACAACUUCCAGGAUUUAUCCACAUUGCCAAGUACAUACAUGGCACCCUCUUUCUUGUCUUCCUCUCCCCAUGCCAGAUUAUGGAAGAUGUUGGUGGUUGGGCCAGUGAUAACUCGGUUACAUUCCAAGAUGGCAGCUUUCAGGCAGCAUCUGCCUUUUUGCCCUCUAUGUGGUGCUGUGCUGAGUCCCCCACCCCCACGUUGCAAUGGGACUACAGUAAUGUUUUGAUCAUCUCAGCAAUUGACAUACAAUGUAUUUGAAUUUUUGUCUUUUGUUAAUUUUACUGGACUAGUUAUGAAGUUGUUUUGGUUUUUUAUACACACACAUAUAUAUAUAUUUGGUAAAAAUCAGGAGAUUGUU
This is a messenger RNA of Eublepharis macularius, 4000 nucleotides long. Its product is annotated as gap junction gamma-1 protein-like. Gene Ontology annotation, biological process: cell communication. Bases 2031 to 3182 code for a protein of 383 amino acids. The transcript is spliced from 3 exons. The record is from RefSeq and is a predicted model, not a curated record. NCBI's taxonomy places the organism in Eukaryota, Metazoa, Chordata, Lepidosauria, Squamata, Eublepharidae. Gene Ontology annotation, cellular component: connexin complex.